UAUGCGGUUUCAAAAGUUGUUUUUGAUCGUUUUCAUUUCAAAAGCAAUAAUUGUGUGUUGGUGACGUGCUUUGAAUCAUUCAGGCAGAAAACCACAAGAUGGCGCCAUCUUUACCUCCUUAUACCUUUCUAGAAAUGUAACUGCAGAUAUAACAACAAUACGAAUAAUUACGAAUAAAUACGAAUAAUCCACACAAACUGAUCUAACAGCAGGGAAAAAAACAGCUUCGGCAUUAUUGCUGUAUUUAUUUUUGGACAGUCUUCAUAUACAUCAUGAAGAAAAUCAAAAAGCUAAGUGUAUUAAAUAGGUUUUAUGAAUGUUUGUUGGACAUUUUGAACAUUUUGACCUGAGGAUUUUAUAAAAAGAAUCGCCUGUCUACUGAUUAGGUGUGAAAAAUCAUGAUCCAACAGCGCCGCGUUUAGGGAAAAUAUGAUCCAGAUUACUUUUUAUAGGCGGUAAUCAAGAUAAGAGUGAAGAUCAGGAGUUGAGGAAAAAGUCACAGCACGGGUUUUGGUGUGAGUUAUCUGGAGUUCAUUUUCCAACAAAACAAAUAUUUGACGUGGCAGCAGCUCAGCGAUGUUACAGUGGGAUGUGAUUGGCAUGGGUCUGGCCAGUGUGUGUGUGUGUGUGUGUUUGUGCUGGAGCUGGGCUCCUUCUUCCUCUGCUGGCCCCCACACACCACAGUGGACCAGGAGACCAACUGCAGCAAACCUUCACUCUGAACAGGAGCUCAAGAUGAAACUGUUAUGGAUCAGCGCACUCCUCUGCAUUUUUUCCUUCCAUCUCUGUGUGGCCAGAGUCAUCCCAGAAGGAGUUCCAUAUGAUGAACCGCCAGCUGUUCCCUACUGGCCUUACUCCACCUCAGACUUCUGGAACUACGUCGAAUACUUCAGGUCCAUCGGCGCCUACGACCACAUCAACGAGAUGGCUCGGGCUUUCUACGCCCACCAGCACCUCGGAGACACCCUGGGAUAUGAGACCAACGCUGGACAUGAACACUGAGAGGACAGCCAGGAUGUUUAGAGAACGAAACCAAAAUAUUCUGAUGGAAAGAGCUAAAGGAAAAGGGAAUAUUGACACAGAGCCUUUAUAUCUACCUUAAUUAGUUUGAAACAUAGUGAUGAAUAUAGAUGACAGCGAAGCUUUGUUGGUAUAACUGUAUAAUAUAUCCAUGUACUGUGUGAAAAAUAAACAAGACAUUUUGCUUCUAGGUAAAA
Xiphophorus hellerii (green swordtail) is the source of this 1217-nucleotide messenger RNA. RefSeq names its product otospiralin (gene otos). The transcript is spliced from 4 exons. Lineage: Eukaryota; Metazoa; Chordata; Actinopteri; Cyprinodontiformes; Poeciliidae. Gene Ontology annotation, biological process: sensory perception of sound. The record is from RefSeq and is a predicted model, not a curated record. Bases 577 to 1002 code for a protein of 141 amino acids.